UGCUUUCGACGCUUUUGGUUAAUAAUAAUAACAGCAAAUAUGACGCGACUCUCUUGACUGGAAGUCUAGUUAUGGCAAAAAGUAAAAAAAAAAACUGAUCGCAUAAUUCAAGGUCGAACCGUGAAGUACUAAAGAAAACUCAACAGGUGGAAGUGAAACUAAAAUUCACAGUGCUGAAGUGUCAAAUCAAGUGCCACCGAAAAAUACAACGAGCACUUGAGAAUUUCAAUUUAAUUACGCCCAACACGGGCACAAAUUUACAAGCAUACAUAUGCGCACGACGAUAAGAUAAGCCAAAGAAAGGAGCACAAAGACGUGGUACCACAGAAACCCCAAACCCAUAAGAUGCCAUGGGCAAGUGCGUCUCCCGGCAGUCGCCUCCGCUCCACGAACUCGCGUCCCCAGCCGCGGAACAUCAUCAAUCUGUAUUGACAAUCGCACUGUCCCACGAAGAUUUGGCCCAGGCGCACAAAAUCUGGCAACAGUUGACAGCGAGUAAUGAAUACAUAGCAGGCAGGCCAUCAUCAUCCCAGCAGGAGGAGCCCUUUUAUUACACCAUCAGCCGGCGGAGGCAACCGGAGCAGGCCGUGUUGCAUAUCGAAUCCCUUUACAAUGAUGCCGCCGUCGCCCCAGCGGAACCACUGACAUCACUCCGCGAAUCGGAGUACUCCACUUGCCAGGAAUUCCUGCUGCACGAACUGCUGCAGGCCAUCGAAAAGCAGGAGGAGGAGCAGGAGAAGGAGUUAUCCUCCAGCCACAUCCUGAAUAACCAGGCCAGAAUAAGGCCAGAACCUCAAUUACCAGUCGAGAACAACGGCUGGCUGGCGGGGCAGGCGGAGAGCAAGAAGCAGGGCAGCAAGUCAAGUCGACGCCACCACAAUGGCAACGGCAAUAGUAAUGGCAAUCCCUCGGAGGCGAUGGAUCCGAAUCAGACGGUGCACACCAAAGGCACCGCCAUGUCCUUUGGCUUCCGCAAAAAGCUCAAUGGGACGCCCAAGAAGUUCAAGAAACUCCUGGAAGGAAACGGCGACAAAAGCGCAACUCGCACAGACACAAAGGACGACAAUGGGAAUGCAGCUACACCCGUUCACUUUGAGAAAGUAGGCGCCGCCGCUGCCCAGAAGACUGGGACUUUGGUGGCAGGUGCGGCCGGUGGACGUUUCGGCUAUCGUGGGGCGGUGCCACGCCCCGCUUCUGCGGGCCUAACUGCGCCCAGCGAAGAAUCCGAAUCCGAAUCGACGGCCAAUGCCCAGAACAACAACAACAAUCAGAACAAUAAUAGUCGUGGAGCGGGAAAUGGUCCGGUAUUGGUGAGCAAUUUGAAACGUCGCUCCAAGAGCGCACACGCGGGACGAUCCGGCGAUGGGGAUCCCAAAAUAGCCCAGCCCAAAACGCUGACGUUCAACCUGAACCAGAACACCACCAUCGAGUACCAGCGGCGGCAGUUCUUCGGCGAGAUAGCGGACGAAACGUCGGGUUCCGGACUGGGAUCGGGAUCUGGGUCGGGAUCAGGAUCGGUAUCGGGAUCGAGGGCUAUGCAGCCGCGCUAUAACUACAACAACCUGGCCAGCAUGCAUGCCAAUGUCAUAGUUCGCCCCACACCGCGACCCCCUCCAGCCAGCUAUGCCAAGUUCACCCUGCAGACGGUGAGCCUACCAAGGCCGGAGUACCCAGUGGCCAUCAGUUUGACAGCCACCACACCGACCACGCCCAGCAGCAGUGUCCAGUCACCGGUGCCCGCCCAUUCGACAGGUGCCCGGGCCAAGGACAUCUCCACCAGCUCGCGACAGCAUCCCUUGACCUCUGUGCAUGUCCAACCUCAGUCACGUCACCUCGACCAGAAGAGCGUGAAGCAGCUGACAAACAACUCUACGCGACGAGGAUUCUCCGGCAGCCGGGAGAUUAGUGCCGAUUCGGGAAUAGCCAGCAUGGACAUGGCCAUGGACAGCAGUUCGGGCAGCUCAGUGGGUUCCAAGAGGAGUCGCAGUCGGCCCAGGAACCUCAAGAUGGUGAUGAGUGGCAGGCACACUUUCGAGGUGCGCGAUGCCGAUGAUCCGCCCUCCAGUGAGUCCAAUUCCUUUGUGGAACCCCUGGCACUUCCCAAGUUACCCACUGAUGGAAGUCAGAGUAUUCCUCUACCAUUAUUGGGUUUGGUACGAUCCAAUACGGUGUUGAGUCGCGAGAGUUACGAGCGUCGGCAGGCGGAGACCCCAGGAUCUCAGGAUCGCCAAGAUCAGCGGGAUGGGGAACCAGAAAAGCCGAAGAACAGUGGCUCCGAUGAGAGCGAAAGUGUGGACGAGGAGAAGCUCUACCUGGACUCGUCCACCUCCGAGAAGAGUGCCAAAAACCAUCAUAGUCAAUCCUCGGUGGCCUCCACUUGGCUCCUGCAGGCGGGUGAAUCUCUGGCCGCCCAGGAUUGCAGCAGCAUGAGCAUGAGCAUCAGCAGCGAUACCCAGGCACCGGAGAAUCCCAGGGAUAAUGACAAGGAGGAGGACAUGUCCCUGGGUCUGGAUGAGAUCAGUCUGAUCAACACCGACAUGCAGUUUAGCACAAUCUCUUCGAUGACGGAAACUCCACCCAGAAUGGGUCAGGAGCCACUGCUCAAUCUCCACCUGGUGGACAAUCGGGAGGCGGGCACUUCACGUCCCCGCUCCUUCAAUAAUGCUCUCAAUGAAUCCAAGUUUGCUGAGUUGGCCCUGGCCAGUAGUAGUUGCCUCCUGUUGGAUGAUGAGACCUCACCCACGGAUAGCUUGGUCAGCAGCACCGAGGAUUCGGAGGAGGCAGGUGGCAAGCUGCAGAAGCACAAGCUGAAUGAGGAGCGUCAGCAGAAGGACAUCGACGACAUCGAUAUAGAUGAUAUAUCCCCGAUACUGGAACUCGAUCUUGAUCCUCCAGGCGGCCGUAGUCCCAUUUCCCCGGGCACACCCACUCACGCCUCCCAUUCUCUGUCCUUGGGUUCGGAUUGUGGAAAUCUUAUAGAUGAUGAGAUCGCCGAUCAGCCAGCUUUGCUUUGCAACAGUGAAGCCCACGAGGUGGCCACAGAUACGCCCACUUUGAUGGAAACGCUCACCCACACCCAGACGGGAUCGCUGCGAUCCCUGAAGAGUCAGUCCAAGGCUCGAACAGCUCUGCAGCAGGCCAUCGAGCUGAGUUUGAGGACUCCAGCGGCGGUGCGGAAGGCCGUGAUGGAUCGAGCUGAAUCCCUGGAUACCCUAUCGCCCUGCGAAUCCAUCUGCUCCGAUGACCUGAUGAUGGACUUCGAUAUGAACAGCAGUGUGGACUCCAUCGAUCACAUGGCCAAUGCCACGGGACGCAGUCGUAGUGGCUCGGAUCUACACAGAAUUGGCCAGGAUAUUGAUCCCAUGCAGGCGGAGACCGAGGCGGAACUUCUUUCGGAACUGGAGCGCAAGGGCAGCGAUGUGAUGAAGGAGCUCAAUACCUUGUUAAGAGGAAGGAGGCAGCGCGGAGGACCAAGGGAGAGAAUAAGCGCCCAGUUGCCGGCCCGUGCCACCAGAUUGCUGAACCGCUCGCGUCUCCAGGACCAACAGCUCACCGGCAACGAUUCGGACAAUAGCUUGAGGUCCACCCGGAGUGGAGGAGCUUCGGCAGCUGCUGCUGCCAGGAAGAGAAGCACGGCCAACUCAAGGACAUCGUCCGGCUCCACGGCCAGUCUGCCACGCCAGCGUCACCUGCAGCAGCAGCACCUGGGCUUGGGAUUGGGUGGCGGAGCAGGUGGAGGAGGAGGAGCUAGUGCAUCCGGAUCAUCCGGUCACAGGUGCGGGGGCGAGCUGCACAGCUCGUCGGACGAUCUGAUGUUGUAUGACAAGUCCUUCCGCAAUGCCAUGAUCCAGGAUGUGCUGCAGUUCAAGAAGCAGCUGCUGCGUCUGCGACGAAUACUCCAGGAGGAGCCAGAUUUUGAUUUAAAGCGGACGGAAACGCUCAAUCCAUUCGAGAACGACAACGUUCAGCUGUUCGCCGCCUGCGGAUUGGAUAGCAAGCAGCUGAAUGACAUCGAUCUGGCCAGUCUGACCUCAUCGACGACGGAGGACCCGCUCCAGGAGCUAUCGGAUCUACGUAGACAGGUGGUUUACCUUCAGGGUCAAGUGGACGAUCGUGAUCGCACCAUCCGCCUGCAGCGUGAUCUCAUCGAGCAAUUGGAGGCCGAGAAGAGGCAGAAGAUCGCCAAUGGAUCUGGCGGGGAUCCGGGCAAGGAGCUCAUCAGCAUGGCCACCCAAACGGAGCGGACACGACCACUUGCCAUUGGUGCGGAGGGUUUGUCCAGAAGUAAGCCCGAAUAUACCAGUUAUACCACACACUUUCCGACGCUCCACAUGCACGAUUCCACGCUGGCAGCCACCACGAUAAUUCGCCACCACCAGAGCAACCACAACCAGGAGCACAAGCAGCAGGAGAAAUCCUGUCCAGCUCUCAGCCAGACCCGCCGGCAUACCAUAAUCUCCACCACGCUGACCAAUUAUAAUCAGCAGCUGGCGGCUGCUUUUCCGGAUACCCCAAGACGCUCCUCCAUUGGAUGGGAUACCCCGCCGACCAUGCCCAAUGGCAAUGCCUAUAAGCCCGUAAGGAUAACCCUUAUCGGGGAGGCACUGCCACUGCAGAAUAAGUCAUCAACCGGUUCGCUAUCCUCGUCAACGUCCUCCUCCUCAUCAACAUCUUCCCUAGCCCAAAAUCCAAACGUGGUCAAAAUGCGCUAUCCCAAUGGCUGUCAGAGUGUUAAGAACGGAUCGAGUGCCCAUUAUCAGCCGUUGUACAACAGCAACAAGAUGACAAACCCAACCGUAACUAUAGUCUGAUCUAGAUACCAGUUUUCAGUUAUCAAAAAA
Drosophila suzukii is the source of this 4841-nucleotide messenger RNA. Its product is annotated as serine-rich adhesin for platelets. NCBI's taxonomy places the organism in Eukaryota, Metazoa, Arthropoda, Insecta, Diptera, Drosophilidae. The record is from RefSeq and is a predicted model, not a curated record.